CAGUCCAGCCGUUGCGACCGCGACCCGAACCUCAGUCAACCCACUCACUACCAAAUUCCAGCCGAGCAAUUAACGAAUGUGAGUUUUCCCUUGAUACACUCCGAAAUCUCCAGCAACACUCGCCCAACGACCCGGAUCGCGCCAGCAACCUCGCCGCGGCCUUCCCAGACCCCGUCCGCUCACUGUCCACUCCUUCCAGAUCACCGCCAAAAUGGGUGAAGCCUCCGUCGUCGCCUCCAAGUGGCGCCUGGUCGAGGUCGGCCGCGUCCUCCUCAUCAACGAGGGCCCCAACGCCGGCAAGCUGGCCACCAUCGUCGAGAUCAUCGACCACAAGCGCGUUCUGGUCGAUGGCCCCUCCUCAGACUCUAGGCUCGCCGUCCCGAGACAAGCAGUUUCGCUGAGCCACGUCCUCCUGUCACAGCACGUGAUCGAGAACCUGCCCCGCGGCGCCCGGACAGGAGCCGUCAAGGCUGCGUGGGAGAAGGCCGAGAUCGACUCGAAGUGGAAGGCCACCAACUGGGCCAAGAAGCGGGAGCGAAACGAGCUGAGGAGCAACCUGACCGACUUUGACCGCUUCAAGGUCAUGCGCCUGCAGAAGCGUGCCCGCUUCGAGGAGCGCAAGUCGCUGGCCAAGGUCAAGGCCUCUGCGUAAAGCACACCAACAACCACCACCGGCUUGGUGCGCUCUUACGACGAUCGACUUUGAUUUUUCUUGUUUUGCGGCGGCUUUGUUGCGAACUCAAUGGGGGCGAGCAGUGGAUGAUAAAGGGGGCAAGCGGGAGAAGACGGCUGUGGCAUCCGGGGCGGUUUAUUUCGGCUGCGGACAGCGUCUUCUCUGCAGUGGAUUGCAUGAUCAUUUUCCAACGGCAUCAGGGCUACUGCGAUUCCUUUACUUUUUUCGGGAAGACCAUGUAAAGCCACGCAUUUCAAAAACGUGGGCGUGGCGCGGCGUAAAAAUGAAACGGAAAUCCAAAGGCAUACAUGGGCAACCAGGAGGACGGCGAUGAUGAGGCCGGGCAUGUGAUGGCCACAGGCUGAGGUUUUUACCGCCCGGGUGUCUAUCUCGGAUUUCAUCACCUACCGAGACCUAGCUAGCUGGAUGGCAUCAUGGCGGCCGCCGCGAUGCCUCGGAUAGCGGGGACUUGGACAGGCGAAGGGCAUAGAGAGGGAAACCUGGAUGGAGGACUGGCUUCGGUAGUGUCUAGCACCGUCGGCGUUCAAAAAAUCGAAUCAUUACUUGGGCACGAAUUGACCUCCACUUGUUACCGUUGCUUCAACAAAGCAGACGGGGCGGCUGUGAUGCAGCCUCGCCGUCAUCGGGAUGUCAUCUCCAGGCU
This is a messenger RNA of Gaeumannomyces tritici R3-111a-1, 1337 nucleotides long. RefSeq names its product 60S ribosomal protein L14. The record is from RefSeq and is a predicted model, not a curated record. Gene Ontology annotation, biological process: translation; ribosomal large subunit biogenesis. Gene Ontology annotation, molecular function: RNA binding; structural constituent of ribosome. Lineage: Eukaryota; Fungi; Ascomycota; Sordariomycetes; Magnaporthales; Magnaporthaceae. The coding region runs from base 212 to 652 and encodes 146 amino acids. The transcript is spliced from 2 exons. Gene Ontology annotation, cellular component: ribosome; cytosolic large ribosomal subunit.